Molecule: messenger RNA, 588 nt
Organism: Thlaspi arvense
Lineage: Eukaryota; Viridiplantae; Streptophyta; Magnoliopsida; Brassicales; Brassicaceae
Source: the annotation of a GenBank genome assembly
AUGAUUGUAGUAUUAGCCAUUAUGGUUGAAGCUCAGAAACAAGAAGGAUUCAUCAGUUUAGAUUGCGGAUUCCCUAUUGAGGAAUCUCCUUAUAGUGAUCCCUCAAAUGGAUUAACAUACACAUCAGAUUCCGCUUUCAUCCAAACCGGGAAGAGUGGUAGAGUCGAUAAAGAUCUCAACAAAAGAUUUUCAAAACCAUAUUUGACGCUGAGAUACUUUCCAGAAGGAAAACGCAACUGUUAUAGUUUGAAUAUCAAGCGUGGCACAAACUAUCUCAUCUCGGUUAGCUUUUUAUAUGGAAACUAUGAUGGUCUUAAUGCUUUUCCAAACUUCGAUCUCUAUUUUGGUCCCAACAAGUGGGCAAGAAUAGAUAUGGAAGGAAGACAAAAUGGUACAAAUGAGGAGAUCAUACACAAAGCUAAGUCAAACUCUUUGGAUAUUUGUCUUGUUAGAACAGGAGCAACAUUCCCAGUAAUUUCAGCAAUUGAAAUACGGCCACUUAGAAACAAUACUUAUGUUACACAAUCCGGUUCACUCCGGCUAUCUUUCCGGGACUACUGUAGCAAUUCCGCAGGGCAUAUAAGGUAA